AUGGGCCAAGACAGCACCGAAAACCGCCAAACAACCGCCGUCGCCGGCGGCAGCAGCGCCGAACCAACACCCGCCAACAAGGAAACCAGCUGGGGCGAGAAAGCAUUCGGCAGCGGCAGUUCCGACUCCAGCGAGGGUAUCGGACACGCAGCUGCCCCAAACCCCGCCUCAACAAUGGGCUCCUUCCUCGGUCUAGACGACCAGAAGACCCGCGCGCAGACAAAGUACCUGCAGCGUGCGAACCAGGUCGGUGAGGUUGAGGGGGAUUCGGCUGGUGGUCCUUCGGAGGAUCCGAGCUUUAUGCGGCAUAAGGCUGGGGAUCCGGAUACGUAUCCGGGUUGGAAUACCGUUAAGAAUAUUGCUGGCGGGAUUGAUGAGAUUUGA
This is a messenger RNA of Penicillium bovifimosum, 384 nucleotides long. RefSeq lists its product as uncharacterized. The record is from RefSeq and is a predicted model, not a curated record. The coding region runs from base 1 to 384 and encodes 127 amino acids. Lineage: Eukaryota; Fungi; Ascomycota; Eurotiomycetes; Eurotiales; Aspergillaceae. The transcript has 3 exons.